Vombatus ursinus (common wombat) is the source of this 4363-nucleotide messenger RNA. It is a transcript of the gene HMMR, whose product is annotated as hyaluronan mediated motility receptor. The record is from RefSeq and is a predicted model, not a curated record. Gene Ontology annotation, cellular component: membrane. Gene Ontology annotation, molecular function: hyaluronic acid binding. Bases 475 to 2643 code for a protein of 722 amino acids. The transcript is spliced from 18 exons. Lineage: Eukaryota; Metazoa; Chordata; Mammalia; Diprotodontia; Vombatidae.
AAUAUUCUGAAGUGAUCUAGGAGGGAAAUUUGCACAAAAGGAACAAAUAAGGGAAAUAUUAGGAAAAGGAAUGUCUGAGAGAUGGGAAAGUCAAGCGAAAUUCAUUACGCUUUCAGAUAAUCAGUUGAAAUCAGAAUCGAUCAAAAAUCAUUGUUUGAAAUGCGCUUGCGCACAUCCCAUCCGCGCCCUUAGCGCCAGAAGCUAUUCCGGAAAUGGCGAUUACUUGCCCUCCUAUUGGCUGAGUUCCUCAAACGUCGAACCUUGCGUGCUUGCCCACCUAAUUGGUUGGCUGGAGAGCUAUAUGCGCAUGCUCCGAAAUGCUUCCUACAAGGAUUGGUGCAGUAGAAAGAGCCGACGUUCCAAUUGGCUUCUCUUGAGAAGGGAGGGGACCGUGCAGAGCUUUUCGAAUUCAAUUGAAAGGGUUGCGGUUGCUGGGAUCUCUGGUGUUUCUGGAGGCUACGUGUGGUCGUUGACAUGGCCUUCCCCAAGGCCCCGCUUAAACGCUUCAAUGACCCUUCUGGCUGUGCACCAUCUCCAGGAGCUUAUGACAUCAAAACUUCAGAAAUACCAAAAGGACCUGUAUCAUUUGAGAAAUCACAACGAUUUAGACGUGGUCAGGCUUCUAUGGAAAAUCAACAAGGUCUUAACAAUAACAAAGAUAGGCUUACAUCCACAACUUCGAAAAAUCUGAAACCUUUGAGAUUAAAGACAGAAUCUCAAAGGUAUAUUAAAGAGGUGAAAAAGCUGAAGAUGCAGGAGAAAGAGAUACGUACCCUAGUGCAAGAACGUGCAAUACAGGAUAAACAUCUUCAAGAUUUGGAAGCAGAGUUUGAGAAGAUGGAAGCAAAGCUAAACAUAGCAGUCAGAGAGAAAACAUCUCUCUCAGCAAAUAUUGCAUCUUUAGAGAAGCAGCUUAUUGAAUUAACUAGAGCUAAUGAACUACUAAAAGCAAAGUUUUCUGAAGAUGGUAACCAGAAGAAAAUGAGUCAUUUAAGCUUAGAGUUAAUGAAACUGAAGAAUAAGAUUGAAGCAAAGAAGAAGAAUGUUGUUCAUAAACAAGAAGGGAUGGAAAUCAAACUACAAAUGGCACAAAAGAACCUUCGUGAUUCUCAAGGAAACUUGGCACAACUUGAGGAAAAACUUGUUACUACAGAAAAAGAAACGAUUGAAGAAAAAUUAGAAAUAGAAAAUCUCUUGGAAUAUAUUACAGAAGUCAGCUCUACAUCAGAUCAAGUGGAGAAAUAUAAAUUGGAUAUUGUCCAAUUGGAAGAGACUUUGAAUCAGAAGAAUCAAGAGAUUUUGAUCCUUAAGCAGUCUCUGGAUGAAAACGUGGAUGUAUUAUCUAAAAAAAUUAAAGACCUGAACAAUAGAUGUCAGAUUCUUGAAAAGCAAAAAGGGGAAUUUGUCAUGCAAGACAAAGAACGGGAACAAAAUCUCAGUGCUGAGAUACUAAGCUUGAAAGAAAGAUUAACUCUAGAAAAACAAGAAAAUGAAAAGCUGGAACAAAGGCAGACAGAAACUGAUUUACGUCUGCAACAAGAGCAGGAAUUAUCUUCUAGCCUUAAUCAGAAGCUUUGUCUAUUUCAAGAAGAGUUAAUUAAUGAGAAAAAUCUUUUUCAAGAAGAAUUAAAAGAAGCAUUGAGUGAGUUAGAUAAAUUACAACAAAAGGAUGAGCAGGCUAAAAGACUGGUGAAGCAGCUGGAACAAGAGAAUAUAUCCAGAGCUAGAGAGCUCCAACUCUUAGAAGAAAAGCUUAAAGGGAAACAGGAUGAAAUUGAGAAAAACAAUGAAGCACACAAUCAGACCUCUCUGCACUGGCAGGAAAAGUACAACAAUACGUUGCAAAAUCUUAAAGAAGUCAUCACUGAAUUUGAAAGCCAUAAAGGAUCAGUGACUGAAGAAAUGGUGGAUCUUAGGUAUGAGAAUUCAUCACUACGGAAAAAGGCUUUUGAGGCAGAAAAAACAGUUGAGCUUGUUCGGCAGCAAAUGUUAGAGGUUCAGCACGCUAAAAAUAAAAAGGAUGAAGAAUAUGCAAGGAUGCUUGUAGACGUGCAGAGUAAAUUGGCACUUAAAGAAGAAGAAAUAAAAGAAGCAACAGCUUCUUCUCUAGAACAGAUAUCUGAUUUACAGAACAAACUCAAGCAACAAAGUGAAGACUUUAACAGACAACUUGAGAUGGAAGAAACAAGCAAAACUGGAGAAAUGAAUAUGGAAUUAACACAAGAAGUGGAAAAAUGGCAUUUCCUUUAUGAAGAACUUUAUAACAAAACAAAGCCUUUUCAGGAACAAUUGGAUGCAUUUGAAGCAGAAAAGAGAGCUUUAUUGACUGAACAUGGUACAACGCAGGAAGAACUGAAUAAACUGAGUGAAUCAUAUGCUAAGUUAUUGGGGCAUCAGAAUCAAAAGCAAAAAAUUAGACAUGUCAUGAAAUUAAAGGAAGAAAAUAACCAGCUCAAAUUGGAGGUUUCUAAACUCCGUUCUCAGCUGGCUAAGGAAAAACAAGCUGGGAAAAGGCUUCAGGAACAAGUGAAUGAAGCAAAAGGUUUCAAGAGGUUUGAUCCUUCUAAAGCUUUUCAGCACGAGAGUAAAGAAAAUUGUACUCCCAAAGUGCCUUUGAAAGAAGGUAACAGAAAAUGCUACUGAGAUCCUAUGGAGUUUCUGGAAUCAUGAGACAAGACAUCACAGAUAAUCUAUAAGGACUAUUUAUAAUUUAUUGGUUUUUGGAAUACUCUCAAAUUCUGAGAUUUUAAUGAUGCUGAUAAUUUAAAAAUUCACCUCUCUUUAGCUGUAUGAAAAGUAUACAGUAUUCCAUUGACCUCGACUCUUCACAUCCAGAGAUAAUGUCCCAUUUUAGUUUUCUUUAACCUUUCCAUUUCUGUUUCCAUUCAUACUUUCACUACUGUAGUGUAGUAGCCUAUAUAGCUGAUUUCCAUGCUUCAGUUCUCUUUUUCCUCUUUCAAUUUUUUCUGUAUACUUCCAUCCGAUUAGUCUUCCUUUAAAAAAAUUAUUGGUAUUAUAUAUUCUCCCAGCAAAAUCUGCUGCAUUGUUAUUGCACUUUUGUUAGCAGCCAAAAAGAAAAAAAAAAGAGAGACAAAAAUUAAAGUACUCAACUUACUAUCUUGCGUGAUCACGUUUAGAUUGAAAUACUAAAUUAGGGCUACUCAUUGCAACAUUUUGAAUAAAGGCUCGGUAUGAGUUUGAGGAAUAUUAAAAUAAGGAGACUUAGUCAUUUUCACCUAUCCCUUUCAAUUCCUACAUUUGCAGCAAAUGCAUCUCCAAAUGAGUGAUUAUUUGAUAAUCUAAUAUCCUUUCCAAAGAGGAGGAUGAACGAAAAAGUCCAUUCAAAAAGUUUACCCAUCCAAAAGUGACUUAUUAGAGGAUAUUCUUUCUAGCUGUCUAGAGACUGGUGAUAUGUGCUGUGGUCAUCCAGUUCUGUGUUCAAAUUGAAAUGAUGGCAUAGCAGUUCUUAUGUAAAGUGCCACAUUUUUCCCUUUUGUAUGAGAAAAGUCCCAUCUCUGAUGUGUGUUAAAGAUGCUUUCUCCUUGGAGGAGGGUGGAGGGUAGGGGAAGGUCAUCCAGAAUUGAUUGGGAGCAAGGUAUUAUCUAUUAUCUUCCAGAUCUAUGCUUUGGGAUCUUUGGGUGCAGUAAUUGAGAAACAUGAGGACAGAGGAUUGGCAUGCUUCCUCAUUUCCUCAAGGUUGGCUAACAAGAUGUGGACAGUUUUAUCUAAUAUUCCAGUGGUUAUAGGGUCAUUUUGGCCCCAGAUAGAUGUUCCUCUAUAAAGCUGUAAUUAAAAAAAACUUCUAGGGCAAGUUUCAAGCUUGAAAGCCAAAGAAGGCAAGAAGCAAUUAAAACUACUUAGAUGUUCUAGGUAUUAGUCAAAUAAUAUAUGUAUACCUUUUCCUAGGGAGUUCUGCCCUGAAUGUUUGUCCAGUGCUAGAAGGAAGAGUUUCCAAUAAGAAUCUGAGGCCUCAGAUAAAGAUACUUUUUUCCCUUGGGUUUCACAUAUGAAUGUUAACUCAGGUUCUAAAAGAAAUAGAAGAAUAAACUUUAAUACACUAGGAUUUUAAUUGGGAGGGGGGUGCAUAGCAGGAGGGGAAGAAGCCUUUAUUUAUUUAGCUAUGUAUAAAGGUAUGCAUAUUUCUUUCUAGCAAGAAAUAUCUAUUUGCAUUUCCCUUAGGAAUGAUGGCACUUGGAGUACUUCUAAAUAUAUAUAUAUAUAUAAAACUUAAUGUACAUCUGUAUAACAAAUGUCAUGGAAACUACAAAUCAGACCAUUUAAUUGGAUUGUCACAGAAUGUUAAUGACUGCAAUUAAUUGAUUCCAAAUUAUUUAAUGUUUCUCACUCUAUAACUUUAUUUUCC